AUGUUGUUACUUCUUUUACUAUUCCUUUUGUUUGGGUAUUCAACUUCUUUUACAGCCGAUGAUCAGGAGGUUAAGAUGAUGAAAAUCUUUGGAUCAGGAGCACAAUUAGCGGGUGGAGGAAAGAAUCAAUUUGAAGUGGUUGAUCGAGAGAGUGUUUAUCAACAAGGCCAACAAGGACAAUUCCUUCAAUUUCUUCGUCGAAUCGCCUAUGAUCGAGGACAACAUCCCGAGAAUCCGAAUGGCGAAGCUGUCACGGUAAACAUCUCGGUUCUGAUCUCGAAUAUUCGCUCAGUAAGUGAGAUCAAUAUGGACUAUUCCUUGGAAAUAUUCUUCCGUGAAUCAUGGAAAGAUCCUCGUUUACAAUUUGGAGUCGACGAUUUCAACAAGACGAUGAUCUCACUGCACGAAUCAUACGCGGAUUUUCUCUGGAGACCAGAUACUUUCGUGCCAAAUGCGAUCAAUUCAAAAACCCCACGAGAUGACUCAUUCACACAUCGAUCACUCUACAGGCUGAAAGAUGACGGAACAGUGAUCACAAGUCGGCGAAUCUCAUUGGUAGCUGAGUGUAGCCUCGAUUUGACAAGAUAUCCAUUCGAUAAACAACUCUGUAAACUCGGACUUGAAAGUUAUGGAUACACGGCUGAUCAGAUCACCUAUAGUUGGGCGGUUGACAAGAAUCCCCUUGAGAUGUAUCCGAUUCGUUUGCCGGAUUUCGAAAUCGAAAAGGCCUAUGCAACAAAACGAGUUGUCGACUAUUCCACAGGAAGUUACACCCGUUUAUAUGCUUGUUUUGUAUUUUCUCGAUCAGCCGGCUAUUGCUAUCUCCAAUUGAUCGUCCCAUCGGUGGCCAUUGUUGUGACAGCGUGGUUGAGUCUUUGGAGGGAAAGUGAAUCGUCGUUUGAGGAUAUGAUCACGAUCUUGAUGUCAAUCAUUUUCUUGCUUUAUUCUUACAACAGUGUCAUGCCUCGUGUCAGCUACAUCAAAGCCAUGGAUAUUUAUUUGGGCGUUUGUUUCUCGAUUGCUUUCCUUUCGCUCAUCAAAUUAUCAAUUAUGACAUUCAUGAGAUUACAAAUCUUAGGGGCUCAAUCAAGUUCCGGAGAUUACAUACAAGUGCAUAAAGAUGCGAAUGGACAAGAUGAAGUGCCAAUAAGAAAAAAAUGGAUUUUCUCGGAAAAGUGCAUGCAUAUAUUUCAUGUUCUCACCCAGGUGCUUCUCUUCAUGUUCUUUACUGGCUUCUGUACUUUCUUCUUUUUAAUUUAUCCUCGAUUACCGUAUCAUAUAACAGAUCCUGAUUGCGAUCCACAAAUCGCUGUCGCAAAUGCCGUAAAGAUC
Messenger RNA from Mesorhabditis belari, 1332 nucleotides. Lineage: Eukaryota; Metazoa; Nematoda; Chromadorea; Rhabditida; Rhabditidae. The record is from the annotation of a GenBank genome assembly.